AUGACGACGCCAUCCAACCCGCGUUCGUUUAGCUCCUCCAGCUCCAACUAUCCCCCCGCUUCCUCCUCCUCCGACUACUCCCCAACCUCCACCAGCACGCCCUUUGCUACGCCCGCCACACGCGCAACCAGCAUCGCUCCUAGCACCUUCUCGCGCUCCGGCCCGGGCAACCGACGCGCCAAAUUCUCCAUGCUCACCAGCAGUGCCGCCGAAAAGUCCUUGGUCCAGGCUAUCCAUGCAAGCCCCACUCCCUCUGGAUCCCGCUCUGCGACCCCCGCUAGCAUGGAAGAUCCCGCCAAUUCAUCCUCCGCUACCGACGAUUCCGCAGAUGCCUCCGCCACAGCGCUCAGCACGCGUGCCCCUUUCCGACCCGUCGCACGCGGAAGGCCUGCAGCAGCACUCGGUGCGUCCAAAGCAGCCGCACCGCGCACUCUGUCCAACGCGUCUGCAUCCGCACCAUCCUCCACCACCCUCAGCGCGACCCCAUCCACGUCGGCUUCCAAGCUCCCAUCCAGCCCUGCUUCCACGAGUGCAAGUGCCGCUACUCCCGCUGCGAGCGAGAACGGCCCAGCGAUGUCCAAGGACGCCGAAGAUUUCUUUGCGCGCGCGCAAGCCAUGGGUCUCCGCCUCACCAGGGAGGACUACGAGCGUACCAAGGCUGGCGUCGCCGCUUUCCUCAAGGCCGAACGCCGCCCCGUCGCGCCAUCGUCUGCCAACGCCAGCGUUGUUGCUACACCAAAUGCUUCCGAGUCGAAAGCAACGUCGGCUGCGCCCAGCACCUCUGCCGCCGGAAAAGCAGCAGGCACCAGCGAGCCAGCAACCAAUCCGAGCAGCACGACAGAGACCAAGCCUGUCGCCCUUCCGUCCCGUUUGGCCGCGCCGUCGCCACUAGCACGCACUGGAGCUCCCAACUGGUCUCGCAACACAAGCAGCCCCGGUCUUUCUUUCUUCACCGCCGUCAUCGAGCCCCAAGACUCGCCCGUCUUGCCCAAGGUCCACCCCAGCCUCGAUCACGUCGGCAGCGCAGAGGAGAGACGCCGUCUCAAGAUCAAGAAGCAGAAGCUACGCUUGCGACUCGAGCGCGAACGAGCUGCCGCCGCCGCCAACGCCGCCAGCGGCUCUCACAAGGGCUCGCAAAGCCUCUUGGGCACGCCCGUCUCGGUCGGUGCGCAGUCCUCGCCAGAGGCUGGCUACGCCCCUACCUUCCGCACCCCACCCACCAGGACGCACACCAAGAGGGGAAGCUGCAGCAGUGUCAAGUCAGCCACCCGCGUCGGUCUCGGCCUCGACCUCGUCGGCAGCGAUUCCACUUCCAGCUCCGACCCUAUCACCCCACCCGAGGCGCUCCAGAGUGCCUUCUCCAGCCGCAGGUCGCGGGGUCGCACCGUCUCCUUCGAAUCUUCGCCCGUCAUUCGUGUCAGCGAAGAGGUGAGGCACUGCACAUCACUCGAAGAGCUCAGCCGUCGCGCAUGGGUCAGCCCGCGUGGAACCCUGCGCCUGCUCAAGUCUCCCGUCGACCACACCGGCGUCUUCUGCAGCCCCGUGCCCGACGUCGACGACUCGGGCGUCUUUUUCCACGCCAACGAGUCUGCUACGCCCGUCAUCGACGCCAAUGGUGGCCUGGCAGCCGACGGCUGGGGCACAACCCAUCGCAGGACUUUCUCCGAGAGCUCCGCCGGUACCACAGCGCCAGGCGCACUCGAGAGCCUGGAUGUCAAGAUGAGCGGCCUCAGCUUCCUCGACAAGAUCAUGGCGCAGCAGACCAGCCCCAGGCGCCUCUACAAAGAAGAGAAGCGCAGGCAGAAGGAAGCCGCCCAACGCAAGAUGGCCGAGGAGCAGGACAAGGCACACCUCGCUGCACAGCAGGCCGCCGAAGCUGCUGCGCGCGCAGAGUACGAAGAGAAGGAGGCUGCCAAAGCAGCCGCAGCUGCCGACGCCAUCAAGGCCGCCAACCCGGACUAUGCUUCGCUCGUCAUCAGCACGCCUAACGCGUCCAAGGUGUCGCGCAGGUCGCCAGACUCGGUGCUCCGCGCCACCCCCGCCGAAUCCUCCUCGUCCCGCGCGUUGCGAUGGACCACGCUCGGUUCGAGUCCGGCCAACCUGCAUAUGCGCAUGACCACGCGAGAGCACUACGACUUCACCAUGCACGGCAUCUCGCCCAGCCAGCCGGGCCUCGACUCGCUCGAAUCGCUCUGCCACAUCAACUCGACCCCAGGUCCCAUCACCUUCUCCACCUGGGAUGCCGAGCCGCUCUCGACCCUGCGCAAAGGCACUGAAGCCAGCCGCUCUAGUCUACGUGCUGCAUCGGCGGCAACGCCGGCGGCCCAUUUCCUCCUCGCCCCCGAAGAUGCUCGACCAGAGCUCAUCGGUGUCAGUCCGAGCGUGGGCGGCUUCUUCCAUGCGCGCCAGGCCAGCGCACAGGGCCACGCAAACUCGUCACUGAUGCGCUCGUCCUCGCACGGCAUGGCCGUCAUGUCGCCUCUCUCGGGCCGUCUGGUCACAAACGUCGCAAGUCGCAUCAGCGACCUCGACUUUGACGCCGACGAUGACAUCGGCAUGCACAAUGCCAACGGUCUCAGCAAGCCUUUGGGCCUCAACGCAAAGCGUGGCCUCCUGUUCACCGCGCCUGGAGGUACGGCGCUCGAUCCCCCGCCUUCCCUCGCAGAGGCUGCUAGCAUCGAAGAUAUGCCCGGCAAGAUCUUCUCGCUGUCGUCCGCAUCGCCCUUGCGCCUGGGCCGCUCCCUCAGGGCAGGCAACUCGGGAGAUGAGAUGAUUGGUGGCAAGCUGCCUUUCGCAAGCCCCCGAAGCGCCCUCGUGCGAGCCCAGUCCGGCAGCGCCAUCGUCUCUGGACGAGACCGCCAGCCCUCGGGCAACAUUCGAGACUUUUUGGGUGCCAACGUCAGCGGAAGCAAGCACAAGCGUGCCGGAUCGCGCAAGAUCGAUACCAUCAGCCCGGCCGACGUCUUUGGCUCGAGCCUGGCGCGAACCAUCUCGGCGCCUGCCGUGGAGACGCAGCUGCCACUGCCCGAGCCCAGCAAGGGUGAUCGCGAUUUCGGCGCUCCGUCGCAGCACACGCAGGUAGGCAAGAAGGGCAAGAAGGCUGCCGAGGACCGACGGGCUCAUAGCCACUCUCCUCCCUCACCAAGCAAACAGCUCCCUGCCCAAGGCGGAGUAUCGAUCGUGAUCCAGCCAGCCUCGGCGGUGGUUGGGCACCGUGCAGGAAGUGCAGAGCCUUCCAUCGAUGCUUCUGCAGUCGCACCGACCUUCGCGACUCAGUCGGCAGCCAUCGACGGAACGGACAAUUGUGGCAUCGUCGGCCCCCCGACCGGCUCGCAGACCGGCUCGACGAAGAAAGCCAAGAAAGCCAAGGCCACGUCGGGAUCUGCGACCGAUCCAGCCGCUUUCAAGGUCGUCGACCUCCCUCGCCAAGACUUCGAGCGCAUGACCAAGAUCUCGCCCGCCGUGCAAGAUGGCGAAGAGAUUGGGUGGAACCAGCCCGAUGGAAGUCGCUUGGUCAAGCUCGUCUCGGAGGAGCUCAAGGCGGCUCUCGAAGCCGGCACGCUGCUCGAGGAGCCUCCGGCGCGCUACUACCUCCUGCCGCCUGGAUACGGCCAGUCCAAGGCCAAGCCGAGCUCGGUGUCGUACGCUGGCCUCAUUGGCCAAGCCAUCAAGUCGUCGUCGGACAUGCGCCUCUCGCUGUCCGAGGUGUACGACUGGAUCAGCUCCACAUACCCCUUCUUCGAAAAGGGCGACCGCGGCUGGCAGAACUCGAUCCGCCACAACCUGAGUCUCAACAAGAGCUUCAUCAAGAUCGAGCGCGAGGCCAAUAUGCCCGGCAAGGGCGGCUGGUGGGGCAUCAAGCCUGGUCACGAGGAUCGCUUCCAGAACGGUCUCUACAACGCCGUCCCACAAAAGUUCGAGGCGGCCAAGGCGCGACAGCAGCAGCAGCUCCUGCAGCAGCAAGGUCAGACCCAGCAGGGUCUUGACUCUCCCGACGCUGUUGAGACAGGCUUGACUGUCCCCGAGUCCUCGCAGAAAAGCACCGUCGGAUCCGAUGCAGCGGAGGGCAGCGCCAAGAAGCGCAGCAAAGCCAAGCGCAAAAAGACACAGGCAGGCCAGGCUGGUGGCGACAGCGAGGACGAGUCGCAGCGCGAUGAGAAUGCCCAGCCGUCGAAGAAGGCCAAGAAGGACACGCCGAUCGUGUUUGCGGACCGUCUGCCGCUGCUCGAGACGCAGCCUCAAAACGGAGGCCACCUGGGCGAUGGGCCCAUGGCAAUCCAUGGCAUCGAGACGAUCACACCGGUGCGUCCGCAUGUUGGUUCGUCGAUGUACAGCAGCAGCAUUGCCGGGAGCAACUACAGCAAGACGCUUCCGGGCCUGGUCGACAGCGCCAGCAGCCCUCCCAGCAGCCCCUUUACGCUGAUGCCGCCGCCCUCAAUGCAGGCGACAGCGCACCACAGUGCACGAAAGCGCAAGAUGGCCGGCAACGGCAACGGGCAGCUCGGCUACGGCACCGGCUUCUCGCCAUCGGUCUACGGCGGCCAGGGCUCGCCGUUGAAUGGAGCGCGGAGCGGCGCAUACCGCAACGCGAUGCGCGGAGGCUCGGCGCUGGGCGGCGCGUUUGCAUUCUCGAACGGCAUGGACAGCGACGCUUCGCGCGGGUCGCCACUGCGUCGACAGACCAAGGGCCUGAGCGGCGAGAGCGCCGGCACGACCGCAAACAACUCGUCGGUGACGUCGCCAAAGCGACUGUGGUCGAUCAGCUCGCCCAUGUCGUCGAUGCGUGCGUCGAUGGGCGCGAUGGGCGCGCAGAAGGGCAUAGACGAGGGCAUGCGCUCGCCCACGUCGGCAGCUCGCGUGGCGGCCGCGUUGGCGCACAGCCCGAUCCGCAGUUCUCCGCUGCGCAGCGGCGCCGCCGGCAUGAUGUCGCCCAACUCGGGCGCACGGCUGCAGAUGCAGCUGGCCAUGGGAGGCUUUGGCGGUUCGGGCUUUGGCGCCGGGCUGGGCAUGGGCUCGGGAUUGACGCCUGGCCGCACGCCUGGCUCGCUUCGUGCAUCAACGGGGCUCUCACCCGGCCGCCGCGGUCUUUCGACACACGCGCAGAUGCUCGGGAUGAGCAUGGGCGGCGGCGCACCGCAGAACAUGCAGCAGCAGGCAUGGUAUUUGGACGAUCCGUUUGAUCUGCAGCCAGGCGUGCAGCAGCACCAGCAGCCGCACGCGCAGAUGAACCAACACCACCAAAUGCACGCGCAGCAUGGUCACGGCGGCAUGGACCCGGGUGCAUCCGGAUACGGUGCGUUUGGCACGAGCGAUGGCGUCCCUGCCAGUCCACUGAGGAUGGCCUGGAACAGCAUCCAGGCCGCUGGAGGCAUCCAGGCGUUCACCGCUGCGGCGUCCACUGGGUUUUCGCAGUCCGCGAGCGGCAGCUGGAUUGCAGCCAGAAACCUCGCUGGACUCUACCCCGGCGGCCGGAUAGCGCUGCUCCUUACCCCCUCGCUCUGGCUCUGGAUGCACGGCUCAUCCGACGCUGGCGCUUCCCGCGAGUCACCAACAAACCCAACCGCUAUCGAGAUGCGUGCUGUUCUUGCUGCCUCCCAGCCUAUAAAGCGCUCGUUGGGUCGUGGAUCUGCCCCAGCAGCUGCCACCGUCACCCUCCCACCAACCUCUCAUCGCUCGUUCACCACGGCUCCUUCCCGUCAGACCGCUUUCCGACCUACCAUGCCUGCUGCUAGCUUUGACGCCGCCGCGUUCGGCGAGACGCACAUCACCAAGGGCAUCGGCCGCCUCUCCAAGCAUGUCUUCGAGGACGGCAAGGGCUCGUGGAUCACCACGGACAAGGGCGUCAAGCUGCUCGACAUGACCGCCGGCAUCGGCGUCUGCAACCUCGGCCACUGCCACCCCAAGGUCACCGAGGCUGCCGCAAAGCAGUGCGGCAAAAUCACCCAUGCUCAGGUCAACAUUGGAUUCUCGGCGGCGCAGAUCGAGCUCAUCCAGCACCUGCUUCCCAUCCUGCCGCACCCUUCGCUCGACACGCUCUUCUUCUGGAACUCGGGCGCCGAGGCGGUCGAGGCGGCCAUCAAGCUCGCGCGUGCGGCCACCAAGAAGCAGAACAUCAUUGUCAUGCAAGGCUCCUACCACGGCCGCACGGCUGCCACUGCGGCGCUCACCCGCUCCAAGACGAUCUACGGCGAGGGCCACGGUCCGCUCAUGCCCGGCGUGUUUGCCACCUCGUUCCCCUUCUACGCGCACUUUGGCCUGCCGGCGUCGACGGACAUCGAGGAGCUCGUGCGCCAGUCGCUGCACCAGGUGCGUCUGACGCUGCAGCAGCAGACGGCGCCCAGCGACACCGCCGCCAUCCUCAUCGAGCCCGUGAUCGGCGAGGGCGGCUACGUGCCUGCGCCCGCGAGCUUCCUGCACGGCCUGCGCGAGAUCUGCGACGAGCACGGCCUGCUGCUCAUUGCCGACGAGGUGCAGAGCGGUUUCGGCCGCACGGGCACCAUGUUCGCCGUCGAGGAGUCUGGCGUGCGUCCCGACGUGCUCAUCUUUGCCAAGGGCAUCGCUAACGGCUUCCCGCUGUCCGGCAUUGCAAGCACCAACGAGCUCAUGUCGCGCCAGAAGCCCGGCUCGAUGGGCGGCACCUAUGCGGGCAACGCCGUAGCGUGCGCAGCCGCUACCGCCGUCAUCAAGGCGUUCAAGGACGAGCAGAUUCUCGACAACGUCGCGGCGCGUUCGCAGCAGCUCGUCGGCUUCCUCAAGGAGCUGCAGCAGGAUCCCAAGCACGGCCACCUCAUCGAGGACGUGCGUGGGCGCGGUCUGAUGAUCGGCGUCCAGUUUGCUACCAACACCACCAACCCCGCCUCGCAGAACACCACCGCCGCCAAGGGCGCCGCAGCACCCCAGAUCGCACCCAAGAUCGUGGCGCAGUGCCUCGAGAGGAACAUGCUGCUGCUCAGCACCAGUGUGUUUGACGUGCUCAGGUUCAUCCCCGCGCUCAACAUCUCGGAGGAGGAGCUGGCACAGGCGUGCAGCAUCUUUAAGGAGGCCUUCCACGCCGCAGCCAAGGAGCUCGGACACUAA
This is a messenger RNA of Moesziomyces antarcticus, 7077 nucleotides long. RefSeq names its product acetylornithine aminotransferase. Lineage: Eukaryota; Fungi; Basidiomycota; Ustilaginomycetes; Ustilaginales; Ustilaginaceae. Gene Ontology annotation, biological process: regulation of DNA-templated transcription. The transcript is spliced from 4 exons. The record is from RefSeq and is a predicted model, not a curated record. Gene Ontology annotation, molecular function: transaminase activity; identical protein binding; DNA-binding transcription factor activity. The coding region runs from base 1 to 7077 and encodes 2358 amino acids.